Loa loa (African eye worm) is the source of this 591-nucleotide messenger RNA. RefSeq lists its product as hypothetical. The record is from RefSeq and is a predicted model, not a curated record. NCBI's taxonomy places the organism in Eukaryota, Metazoa, Nematoda, Chromadorea, Rhabditida, Onchocercidae. The transcript has 5 exons. Bases 1 to 591 code for a protein of 196 amino acids.
AUGGAAGGCGAUAAUCAUCCAGCCAAACGUUUGGCCAACUAUAAAUUAGCUAAUAGUUACACUUUUUUUGGUACUGUUCACAUCAAGACAUCAGCAACAAUGUUAACUGUAUUUUACAUACUUUCAUUAGCUAUUGCUGAUUUUACCAUUGAUGUAAUUAUGACUGAUUCAUCCUCUUUGACAUAUGCAACUACCGCCAGUGUAAUAAUACUGUUGGCGAUAUUACUGGCACAGUACGGAAUGUGGAAAGAAUCAUCACUCUGUUUGUUACCGCUGAUAUUUAUUCAGAUUCUGUUAGGCGCAACGAUGAUACUAACAUUCGCUUUUUCGAGUUUUAUUGAAUUCCAUUGUUUUCUUAUUGAAGCUUGUCCAAGCGGUCGUCUUCUUAUGCUUGGCAUGGGAAGUGCUAUAUUUUUCGUGUCACACUGUUACUGUAUUGUAAUCAUAUGGUUCUGUUGGAAAUAUUUUCGCUUUGUAGAAAGAAAAGCAAAAUUAGAACAAACAUGGCAUGCCGAAACAGCUGAUGAUGAGAUUGAUGAAAAUGUUUUGAUCAGCAAUAUGUCACUUAAUAAGAACUUUACUCAAUGUUAA